AUGGCAAGUAGUACACGAUCUAGAUCAGCUGAAGAUCAAUGGAGAGAUUUGGAUCUGCGAAUUCAAGAAGUCAGUAAUUCAUGUUUCAAGAAGAUCAAUGAGAGCAAUGCUGCGUUGGAAAACAAAAUCAUAGAUAAAAUGGAUAAAUUGAUGGCGAUGGUAUCUGGGUGUGAUGCGAAAAUCGAAGCUUAUAAUGCAUCAAUGGAGGAAAAGAUCUCACAGAAAGUAUCAGGAGUAUUACAAAAAAACAAUUGGGAAAAGAAAGUGGGCAGAGAUGGGGAGAUUUGGGUGGAGAGAUCUCCCAUCUUGCGUUCUCCAUUGGCAAGCACUGGGAAAAACAACGAAGAAGAGGGCAAUGGCAAUAAGACUAAAGCAGUCAAGAAUCAAAGUGGACAUCAAUACCGAGCGGAAAUUCCUAAUUUCAUGGGAGAAGAUCCAAGAUCUUGGAUACGGAAGUGCAAUAAGUACUUCGUGAUGAAUCAGGUUGGUGAAUCUUCUAAGCUUGAUAUUGUUGAAAUGCAUUUAGAUGGUAAAGCAGAUGUAUGGUAUCAAAGUUAUAAACUGAUGCAUGAUGGGGGUUCUUGGGGAGACUUUUGUGAUGCUAUUAUGAAUAGAUUUGGGAAGACUGGGGGAAUAGAUUUUCAAGAGGAAUUUAACAAGUUAAGUCAGACUGGUAAUUUGAUGGAAUAUGUGGAGAAGUUUGAGGAAUUGAAGGCUUUGAUUCUGUACAGGAACCCAAAUUUGGGUGAAGGGUAUUUUGUUUCUAGCUUUAUUUCUGGCCUUAAGAUUGAGUUGAAACCAAUGGUCAGGUUAAUGAAACCACAAACUUUGAUGCAUGCUAUAGAAGUGGCUCAGUUUCAGGAACAAACCAUUGAAGUUAUACUGAAGAAACAUGAGAGUAAAAAGAAUUACAAUGGAGUAGGAUAUAAGAAUACCAUGGAAAAAAAGAAUACAGGAGAGGAUAAGAAAAAUGCAGCUAGUAACUAUUUCAAGAAAAUCACUCCGGAGGAAUUCCAGUAUAGGAAGAACAAUCACUUGUGUUACAAGUGUGGAGAGAAAUUUGGUCAGGGACAUGUGUGUAGGAAUGAGCAGUACACUUAUAUGUUGGUAGAAGAUUCCAGGGAUGAAGAAAUUGCUAAAUUUCUGGAUGAAGAGGAGGAAACAGAAGGGUUGGUAACUGAGGUGUCCUUGAAUGCUUUGUCAGAAAGCAUAGUAAGGAAGACUAUUACAUUAGAUGGGAGGAUUGGAAAAGAACCAAUCAAGAUAUUGGUGGAUACAGGGAGUUCAGUAACAGUGUUAGAUACAGAAACAGCUAAAAAGUUGGGUAUGCAAGGUGAGGAGAAAGAGACCAUAAGAGUGAAAAUGGCAGAUGGCAGGGUCGUUACCAGUAAAAGAGUAAUUCCAAGAUUAAGAUGGGAGGUUCAACAACAUAAAUUUUGUUGUGAUGCCAGAAUAUUGACCAUAGGGGGUUGGAACAUGAUUGCAGGAGUUGAUUGGUUAGAGCAAUACUCUCCAAUCUUAUUCGAUUUCAAGGAGUUGUAUCUUAAGUUGAAGGCUGAUAAAGGAGAGGAUGAACAGAUGUUGUUACAUGGAGAUGUUAAGGAAAAGGUGUCGAUCAAGUUGGUUAGAGGCAAUAAAUUGCAAGAAUUCAACCAAGAACUGGUCAAGAAAAGAAUUAUAAAUGAAGUAGUGUCUGCAGUAGGAAAGGAAGAUUCGAGUAAAGCUGAGGUUCCAGAGAUGAUUAACAAGAUUCUUGAGAAUUAUGCAGCAGUGUUUGAGGUUCCGCAGGCUUUACCUCCAACCAGGUCUGUAGACCAUGAAAUUCCUCUAAUGCCAGAGGCCAAACCAUUCAAGUUGAAGCCAUACCGAUAUCCUCAUUCACAAAAAACGGAGAUUGAAAAUCAGGUGCAAGAAAUGUUGAAUGCUGGUACUAUCAGGAAGAGUAACAGUCCGUAUGCAUCACCCGUGAUAUUAGUUCGAAAGAAAGACAAUUCUUGGAGAUUCUGUGUAGAUUACCGGCACCUAAACAAAAUCACAGUUAAGGACAAGUUUCCAAUUCCAAAUAUUGACGAGCUUUUGGAUGAGUUGCAUGGUUCCAAGGUGUUUUCUAAACUUGAUCUUCGCUCUGGUUAUCAUCAAAUUCUGGUUAAGCCUUGUGACACAGCGAAGACAGCGUUCCAAACACAUCAUGGCCAUUUCGAAUUUGUUGUUAUGCCAUUUGGCUUAACAAAUGCCCGGCUACAUUUCAAUCACUUAUGA
This is a messenger RNA of Daucus carota subsp. sativus, 2259 nucleotides long. RefSeq lists its product as uncharacterized. Gene Ontology annotation, molecular function: aspartic-type endopeptidase activity. Gene Ontology annotation, biological process: proteolysis. Lineage: Eukaryota; Viridiplantae; Streptophyta; Magnoliopsida; Apiales; Apiaceae. The coding region runs from base 1 to 2259 and encodes 752 amino acids. The record is from RefSeq and is a predicted model, not a curated record. The transcript has a single exon.